AUGGAAAAAUUGGAAAAUUACAUCGUAGACAUUUCAGGAAUAGAUUGUAACCAAUUACAUUUCUUUGAUGAAUCGUCGGUAGUUGUAACGAGCGGAAAGAGACGUCGUGGGCACAGUGCAAUAGGCACUCCAGCAAUCGAAGUACAACGAUAUGCUUCGAAUGCCACAUAUACUGUGAAUCUGCUACAUAACAUCCGUGGAGUAUCUCAUUUCAAUAUUCUAAGAGGCCCAUCAAACGGUUUGGAAUUGCUAAACUUCUUCGAAGAAGCUCUCGAGCAAGAAAACGUAUUUGAAAACCCUGUUAUAAAAGAACAUGAUAUGUUUGCGAUGUUACUCUGAGUGCAUAUCCACACCGGGCGAGCUUGAAAAAUAUGCCCGGCCAUGGUGGGAUUCGAACCUACAACCUUUGGAAUACUAGCCCAAUGCUCUUCCAACUGAGCUACGCGGUCAGGACCUUUGGAAUACUAGCCCAAUGCUCUUCCAACUGAGCUACGGGGUCAGGACAGUAACAUCGCAAACAUAUUAUUCACAACACCAACACAGAAAUAAAAUUCAAAGAACAUGAUGUUAUAAUAAUGGAUAACUGCGGUUUUCAUCAUGGCAAUAACGUAGAACUGCCUUUACGAGAUAUGCUACAACAGAGACAUGUUCAGUUGUUUUAUCAACCACCUUACCAUCCAUGUUAUAAUAUGUGUAAAGCAUGUUUCAAUCACAUAAAGACCACACUGCGUCGCUAUUCAAGAUACACUGAGAAAUAUACGGAGUUGUGCAUUUCUGAUGCAAUAGGAAUGAUAAAUGAGGGUCUGUCAAGACAGUUCUUCAAGUUUUGUGGCUACAUAUAACAAUUUUUCGUGGCAGUAUAUAUAUAUCUAAUCAGUAUUAAAGAUAUAUUGUAAAUAUUAUUUAAAAAUUAUAAAGUAAGGCAUGCCCAGUGUGUUUUUUUUUAGAGGUACUCUGUGUCAGCAAAUUUAUUCUAAUUUAUAUUAUAUGCAGGGGAGCAGAAAGGUAAGAAAAAUGCAUUUGCCGAACAGCCAAAUACUCUAUUAUCAUUACGACUACACGUAAUUCCAUACAAAAUUCCCAUGUAACAAAUCUUUGUUAACUUAAAAUUUAUAGUUUGACCUUGGUUCAAGUCAAAUUUCUGAACCUGACCUUUCGUAGCAAAAAACAUUCUUUUAGCGCAAAAAUCUGUUAUUUGUAUCAUAUGGAUGGGUGCGCAUGGAUAAUUCUAUUGAAUGAUGUAGGUUUUAUUGCUUUCACCGUGAACAAAAUUUCCAUAUAACAAAACUUUGUUUACCCCCUCAAAUCAUCCAUGUUCAACCCUCUCCACCAGAGAAAAAAGAGAAUUUGUCGAGAACAACUUUUCCUAGUGUGGACUCAGGCUGUUUUGCUUUGAACUUCGCAAUUUCUGCACAUUCGCAUGUAAAUUGACAGCAUUUUUUUAACCUUAAUUUUUCAUAUACCAUGCAAUCAACGAACUAACCAAACUACAUAAAUGCACAACAACCUAUUUAUUACGAUACCAUCCAAAAAAAACGAGGUACACUAUACCAGCAAUGAAUACCGCCAAUAUAUCAAUUACAACAAUAAAAUACAUAAUUUUUUUAAAUAAAUUCUGCAAUCCGAUGCGCGCCAAUAUAGUACUUAUGUAAAUCUGAUGAUACAAAACACAAAUGCAAAACUUAACCAAUACGAACUCAACUUGUAGUAUUACAUGUAUAACCACAGUAGAAGUAUGUACAGCUGCAACGUCAGCUGUAACUUUGGCAGGUUCUUCGGAAUAACUUACUGAGGACUUACUUUUGCCCGAUUGUUUAUUCUUACAGCUUUUUUUUUACGUUUUUCGCUCAACCUACUAGCGAACAUGUUUCACUUCCUCUUGUGCUUGAAAAGAGAUUUGCUGUGACUUAUUGUCAAGUGAUCACCAAUGAGCUCCAUAUAUAAUACGGAACAACCAAACUCAAGGCCAACAUUUUAGUUAAAGGACCACAAAGAGGGCAUGAAGAGGGGGCUGCAGGGGGAAGGCAUUUUGCCCUGGGUCCCCCCAUUCGAAAAAGAGCCCCCAAAUGUGAUGAAAAGCUUUGAAAUAUCUUGAUUCAAGAUUGCUUAACAGAGAAUAUAAAUCCUAGCUGCAUCAGUGCCUGACAAAAUAAAGUAUAAAUAUUGCAAAACACUGUUUCUCCAUUUUACAAUUAUGAUAGAGUGCCCCUAGGAAAUUUUGAAAAUAUUCGUACUGUUUGGAAUUCGUAGUGACUUCACUUUGCAGUUCAUGAGUACAGCUCAAUAAUUCUUGUAUGUUACUGUUUUCAGACUUCUACAAUAGACAAUUGUUACAUAAUAAAUUAGAUCAGGUAGCUCAAGUUGACACCUGAGUAGGCAUCUUGUUACUGUCAAGUGUGACCCUCAUGAAAUAAAUUUUUAAUAAUAAUAAUAAUAACAAUGAUUGUAAUGUAUUGCUUUUUUCAGAUUGUUGUACCUAAAGACUACCAGUUAUGCCAUGAGACAAAACAAUUGCAACUGAAUUUAAUACUUAGAACUAGGCAGUUUACGCCGGAAUUGAAAAAACGGAUUGAGAAAAACAACUAUGUUUGUGAGCAUUCAGGCUUAAAAUGACUUUUAAGCCUGAAUGCAUUAUAGAAUGUAAGUAUUUCUGUUGAAUUUUGUGCAUGUUAUUAAUCACUAUUAUUAGAACAAAGGGCUAUUCAUGAAUAUUAAAAUUGACUUUUAACAGGAUUCCAAAUGGAAAAUUUUGGUUACUGGUAGCAUUCCAAUGGAGAAUUUACCAACGAAGAGCCAUGAUGUUAUGAGUAAAAAGGAGCGCAGAACUUUGGUGAGAUCACGCAUUGUACAAUGUGUUGCCAGCUGAAAUAAUAAGUAUUCAAGAUCUUCAUAUGCAGCUUGACAAAAUUGAUAUUCUGCCAUGGACAGUGAAUGAUAUUGAUUCAGAUCAUGAAACCUUGAAAUUAGAAUUUUACGAUGGAGCCCAUGGCAUUGCAAAAUUCACAGUUACAGUCAAAGCAGGGCUAGAUUUCACUGUCUUUGUUUAUCAUUGGCCUAUCCCUGAUAACCAUCGUUAUAUUUACACUCAGGACAAGAGAUUACUCAAUAGUAUAGAAUGUGUUAACAGAUUUCUUAACUCAAUUGACAAUUCCAACCUUUGUAAUGGAGUGCCAAAAGAAUUUAAUUCUGUUGCUGUGGAUCCUACAUGGGAUUAA
Messenger RNA from Paramuricea clavata, 3215 nucleotides. The record is from the annotation of a GenBank genome assembly. NCBI's taxonomy places the organism in Eukaryota, Metazoa, Cnidaria, Anthozoa, Malacalcyonacea, Plexauridae.